GAGAGCUUCGAGGAAUCGAUGAGUGGGGCAGAGAAGACAAGAGACAACGGGCCUUUUAACCUAUGAUUUGAAAUUAUGAUUCAAUGGUGUUUUGGAUUGCGUCUGAUGCUCAUCUGAUCACAGUUUAACGUUAAUCUGUGUAUUCAUCUGUAAGAUUGUGGCAGCCUUUGUUUAAAGAUGGUGCUGGGGUACUCUGUCAGCCACCUUUUCCAAUUUCCAGUUGAAAAAGUUGUGAAGGCUCAUUGUAAGUCUUACAAUGAACGAAAAGAUGUUUUAGAAGUGAAACAGGUGGAGAAUGACAACGAUGUCCAGGGUCUUGAAUAUUUUAAAUGGUUCAUAACUACGUUAAAUCCACUCCCAAGCAUCAUUAGAAAGAUGGGUAGAAUGGAUGAGCCAAAUAUCCAAAUAGAAGAAGAAUUGUGGAUUGACAGCCCUGGCAGGCGCCACUGGCUCAGGCAACAAAAUGUAUCAUUCACAGAUAACAUGACAAUACAGAGGAACUCCACUUUUGUGCCUGAUUCUCACAAUCCAGAGUGGACUUGUUUUGAGCAAGCGGGAGCUGUAGACAUGGGUAACCUUGGAUUUAUUGGAAAAGCUCUGGAACUACUUUACAAAAAUGUGAUGGAGACUGAUGUUCGCCAGCAAAUUGCAUUGAUUGAAGGGAUUCUAGACAACAAAUAGAAAUACCGUGGAUCCAAGCAGGUACCAGGUACAGACUACCUACAUUGAGUCCAAUCUUCGAUGUUUAUGGAUAUAAUUUUCUAAUACUAGAAAUUUCCACGUUGGUGGUGGUUUCUGAAUUCUGAUAAUGCUUCUGACUGUUUUUGUUGCUGUUGUAUGUGUUUUUAUUUUUUUAAUUCAUCAAUUAUGUGCCAAGUUACAUUCCUGUCAAUCAGAAGAAAUAACUUUAAACUCAUUAUAUUUUUUUAUUCAAUUUAAAAAACAACAUCUAACUUGGUACUGAAUUAUGUUGUACUCUAUUGCAUAUUUAAUUACAUAUCAUUUUAAUGUU
Molecule: messenger RNA, 1012 nt
Organism: Thrips palmi
Lineage: Eukaryota; Metazoa; Arthropoda; Insecta; Thysanoptera; Thripidae
Product: PRELI domain-containing protein 2-like
Exons: 4
Coding region: 178-681 (167 amino acids)
Biological process (GO): phospholipid transport
Cellular component (GO): mitochondrial intermembrane space
Molecular function (GO): phosphatidic acid transfer activity
Source: RefSeq, a predicted model, not a curated record